Messenger RNA from Saprolegnia parasitica CBS 223.65, 1340 nucleotides. The record is from the annotation of a RefSeq genome assembly. NCBI's taxonomy places the organism in Eukaryota, Oomycota, Saprolegniomycetes, Saprolegniales, Saprolegniaceae.
AUGGCCCCGCCCGCCCCGCAAGUCGCCAUCACGGUACAGUCGCCGCCGAGCGUGUACGCCUUGCCGCCGAGCAAGGAGGCCUCGCCGCUCCUCGAGCGCGCCGACUCGCUCACCGAGACCAUCAACCGCCGCGUGCUCGUUUCGGCGGUUGCCAACUUUAGCACUGCUUACAACCUCGCCAUCAUUGGCAGCGCGGUGCUCCUGGUCAAGGAGACCACGCCCGACAGCGACGUCUCGGCGAUCCCGGCCGUCUCUGCGUGCUCGCUCAUCGGUGCGAUCGUCGGCCAGCUCCUCUUUGGCUACAUUGGUGACGCCCUUGGCCGCCGCAAGGGCAUGAUCCUGACCUUGACGCUGACUGUCAUUGGCGCCAUCAUGAGCGCCAUCCUGCCGUACGAUGGCUCCGUUUACACGAUCCUCGCAGCCUGUCGCUUCCUCCUCGGCAUCGGCGUUGGCGGCGUCUACCCGCUCUCGGCCGCGUCGGCUGCCGAAGGCAGCUCGGACCCGGUCCUCAACAACAAACGCGUCGCCGCAGUCUUUUCGUUCCAAGGCUGGGGCCAGCUCGCGUCGUUCCUCAUGACGUACCUCUUGCUGCAGACGGCGCUCGACCAUGCGAUCGUGUGGCGCGUGCUUCUCGGCGCGGGUGCCAUUCCCGGCCUCGUCGUCUUGCACGAGGCGAUUGUCUCGAAGGAGACGGGCGCGUACUUGCGCAACCAAGCCAACCCGCACAAGAUGAGCGUCUGGACCGCGCUCAAGACGUACGAGCGCCAGUUCAUUGGCACGGCCGUCGGCUGGUUCCUCUUCGACAUUACGUUCUAUGGCAACAUCAUCUUCACGCCCGUGAUCCUCGAAGGCUUGUACGCGGAAGAGGCGUCGACGAUGGUGCAGACGAUCCAGUUCUCCGUGCUCACGUCGGCGAUCGCGCUGCCGGGCUACUACCUCAGCCUCUACAUGAUCGGCCGCAUGGACUUCAAGCACAUCCAAAUGCAAGGCUUUGCCGUCAUGGCCGUCAUCUUCCUCAUAUGGGCCUCUUCUACCACGCACUCCUCCCGCUCAAGUCGCUCCUCUUCGUCAUGUAUGCGCUCACGUUCUUCUUCUCCAACUUUGGCCCGAACGUCAGCACGUUCUCGCUGCCUGCCGAGCUCUUCCCGACCGAAGUCCGCGUCCAGCUCAACGGUAUGUCGGCCGCCGCGGGCAAGCUCGGCGCUGCCGUCGGUGCGUACCUCUACGGGCACAUCCAAGCGGCGUACGGUGUGCCUGCGGUGCUCAUGGUGUCUGGCUUCGUGUCGGUUCUUGGCUUCGCCAUCACUUACGUCUGCAUCCCGUGCAAGCAGUACCGAUGA